This is a messenger RNA of Cylicostephanus goldi, 441 nucleotides long. NCBI's taxonomy places the organism in Eukaryota, Metazoa, Nematoda, Chromadorea, Rhabditida, Strongylidae. The record is from the annotation of a GenBank genome assembly.
AUGCGGCAGUCGACUAGGUCGAGCAGCAUGAUACGCUCGCUUCCCUUUUCUACUGCUGAUUUUAACAUGCCUGUCGUGCUGAAUGUUGGUGGAACCAGAUUCGAGACAUCACUUGAGACAUUGAAGAAGAACCCGGGUCCUCGAGACAGGAGUAUGCUAGCGAAUCUGAAUUAUGUGGAAGGCGAGGAAAUGUUUAUAGACAGGGAUCCUGCGCAUUUUGUCGUGAUUCUAAACUACCUUCGCGAUGGCAGCGUGAGCAUUGACGAAGAUGAAUGCACGCUUGCUGAAAUAAAGCGUGAGGCUCAGUUUUACGGACUUGAAGACCUUGUGCAGCACAUCGAGGGCCUGAUUUCUCGUGCGCUCCUAGCCAGUGUCCCGUUUGAUUUUUUGAGGAAUCUCACGCCUGGUGACGCCUUCGCGAUCCGCAGGAAUUAUCCUUGA